Messenger RNA from Colias croceus (clouded yellow), 2217 nucleotides. RefSeq names its product ionotropic receptor 75a-like. The record is from RefSeq and is a predicted model, not a curated record. The transcript is spliced from 13 exons. The coding region runs from base 44 to 1597 and encodes 517 amino acids. Lineage: Eukaryota; Metazoa; Arthropoda; Insecta; Lepidoptera; Pieridae.
UACACAAUGCAGACGAUUAUGACUUGCAAGUUUACUUAAACCAAUGGACGGUGGAAAUCGGCGUGUUCAUAGAAGGGUCAUGCAAUCAAACAAUAAACGUACUUGCACAGGGGACCGUUACGAGCUAAUGGACAUAUUCAACUUCGGCAAGAUCCAAGGAAACAAUUUGGAAAGGAAAUACCUCGGAACUUGGAGCGAGGAAAGCGGUUUGAACGUUUCGGCGAGCACAUUCAAAUAUUAUGAUCGCUGGGAUUUCCACAAUUUGACGCUGCGCGCCGUCACCGUGGUUCUAGGUCGGCCUAAAGCCUUCGAACCCGAGAUGUUAACCAGCUUGAGUUAUACAAAGGGAAUAUCGGUGUUUACAAAAACCGCUGCCCAGGUCCUUCAGCCUAUCCGAGAAAUACAUAACAUGCGAUUUAAUUAUACAGUAGUUGGGCGUUGGAUUGGUACAGUCACCAAAAAUGCCUCAUUAGCAGUGAUGAACACUCUUUACUGGCAUGAACAGGACAUAGCGUGUACUUCUGCUAGAAUCUUCUCGAAUUGGUUAAAUUGGGUCGAUAUUUGUCACCCACCUGUGGGGAAAAUAGAAUCACGUUUCUUCUACCUCAUACCAGACAAAGGUAUAGGCAACUACGAGAACCGUUUCCUCACCCCGCUAUCCCCCGCCGUGUGGUGGUGUGCUGUCGCCGCGGGUAUAUUCUGCGCGUGUGUGCUUGCAGUGUCCGCAGUUGUGGAGAAGCGGCCUGGGCCCGCCGUGUAUGCUGUGUUGAGCGUGCACGGCGCGGUUUGCCAACAAGCGUAUGAAGAGGGGUCUCAAAUAAUAGAUGAACAGCUUUCAAGCCAAGGUGGUCGCCUCACCAUGCUAGUAAUAGGAAUGACGAGCAUGCUACUGUAUAACUACUACACAAGUAGCGUAGUAUCCUGGCUGCUGAGUGCCGCCCCUCCAACCCUUCAAGAUAUAGAUGGACUUAUUAACAGCGAUUUUGAACUUAUCUUUGAAGAUAUUGGAUAUACCAGAGGGUGGUUUGAGGACGCCGGUUUCUUUUAUUACAGUGGUUAUAAAAAUCCAAAAGAAGAUGUGUUGAGACAGAAAAAAGUAACUCAUGCAAAACGUUAUAAAGAUAUCUAUCAGCCUGUUGAAUAUGGCAUCGAAUUGAUAAAAAGUGGAGAUUACGCAUACCAUACGGAGCCGUACACAGCAUACCAGUCCAUUUCUCGAACGUUCGACGACGCAGAGCUCUGCAGGCUUGGCUCCUUACCAAUGAUCAAACCUUCCCCUACGUAUGUUAUGACGCAGAAACGGAGCCCUUAUAAGCAAUUCUUUAAUUGGAGUUUAAUGCGACUAAAAGAGAGAGGUCACAUAACAGCCAUACAGGCGCGGAUAGCCGGGUUCAUCGCAACUUGUUCGGGUAGUACCCCUCGAGCGCUGGCUUUGGGGCAAGCUGCACCAGCUUUUGGACUGCUUGUAGUGUCAGCUAUUCUGUCACUUAUUAUAAUGUUUGGAGAAAUUGUUUGGUUUCGGUGGAAUAAAAAGCCCAUAAAGGGUCGUUCUCGUAAUGCACGAGAGACCAACGGGAAAUAUUUUACGAGGCCCUAAAAACAAUAAGGAGUGAUGGACAACACGCAGUAGUUAUUAUAAAUAUAUAAUAUAUUAUAUACUUAUAGUGUUUGCACAGUUAUUAGUAAUUAGGAUGUAGUAUUAGUAAAAUUUCAAAUUGUUAUUUUCAAGCGAUUGAUCGAUUUGAAAUAGGUACUUUUAAUUGCGAUAGUGUAGUACAUAUUUGUAAGUUUCAUAGUCAGAAACGAUUCAUCAAAAUUCAAGAGUUUUUAGCAAAAUAUAGAACUUCUACUCCCAGUAAAGCAUCGUCUGGCAUUUAAUGUAGUGGCUGAUAAAAUAUAUUUUAAGCUUGAAUUUUUAUAUAAUAAUUUAUCGAAAUUUCAAAUGUUAAAAAAUAGAAUGUAUUCUUUCCUUAAGUGAACGGAAGUUGAUUGUAUUUUCGUUAAAAAAUUGUUAUACAUCUUCCGGCGAGCGUUACAUAAAAAAUAACUUGGCUCUACUUAAAAUAAAGUAAAUAAUUUACAUCAAUUAACGAAAAUAAAGAUAUUAAUAGAUACCUAGGUACGCUCUUUAUUUAUUUAAAGUGCAGAUUAUUUUGCUAACUAAUGUAGCAAUAUGAAGAUUUGUUUUUUUGGGAACACACAAAUAUACUAUAAGAG